GGAAGUUACUGUAACCAAGCAACGCUGUCGUUGCCAUGGCAGCAGUGCCUGUCUCCCGCAGAGCCGGCUCCGGGAAGUUUUGUCAGUGCCUGAACAGACGUUAGCUAAAUGGAGUCGGAGCGGAGUGAGAGCAAAACGAUGCGAGCUCAGAAACGUAACAGCGGUGCGAGCGACAGAUGGGACGUUCUCGCCCCCAGGGUCAACAGCUGCAAGUUGCACCUGACAACUGUGAAAUCACUGGUGCCUGAAGGAGCCCAGAGGAUGACUGAGUCUCAAGUUCUUGUGAAGGAAAAAUAUAUGAACUCCCCCCAAACAAUAAAUCAUCCGAAGCCAGAAAACAGGUCGCUUGCCCACAGCCAUAGAGGACGUGUCUACACAUCCCUGGCGCCAUCAUUUGCGAGUGACUCUACAUACUCUUCUGUGGGUGUAGUAGCGGGUGGUGCCCAUUGUGGUUUGGAGGUAGCUUCAUGUGCUGCACAAGAUGCUAGAGACAAACCUAGAAGACCAACCCACAGUGCAUGGACUUCUUACCACCGUAAUGUCUCAAACCUCCCCAAACCAGCAGGUGGUUCUGGAGGAUAUAAGUGGAACACGGUCCCUGGCUUUCCUCCCACUCGGUUGCCAUGGGGCAGUUUUGCAUCCAGUUUUCAACGCAUUGACUUGGACAGACACUGUCUGGAGGAAUGUCCCCAGCUGGGCAUUAUGGAUGGACUACAGCUCCUCAACCUCCAACACAAUCUAAUCACAAAGAUCCAGCAUCUGUCACAACUGCAGCAGCUCGUUUUCCUCAACUUGUGUGACAACCACAUCUCUGAAAUGACUGGCAUCGAGGCUCUGAGCUCACUGAGGAUCCUCAUGCUGGGGAAGAACAGAAUCAACAAAAUAUCCUGCCUGGAGGGCCUGUCCCAUCUAAAUAUCCUGGAUUUGCAUGACAAUCAGAUCUGCCAGAUAGAAAACAUGUCUCACCUGAGCGAGCUGCGAGUGUUGAACCUGGCAGGAAACAGCAUCACCAGAGUUGAAAAACUACAGGGCCUGGACUGUCUGACCGAACUCCACCUACGACACAACAGCAUCUCUAUUGUGACCGAGGUGGACCGCCUGCCCUGCCUGCAGCGCCUCUUUCUCAGCUGCAACAACAUCACCAGUUUUGAUCAGCUAGCCUGUCUUGGAGAGUCGCGCUCCCUUUCCGAGCUCACCCUGGAUGGGAAUCCUGUAGCCCUGGAGACAUGGUACAAGCAGGCCGUCCUGCGCUGUGUGCUUCAUCUGAGACAGCUGGACAUGAAGCGCAUCACAGACGAGGAUCGGCGCAUGGCUGGUGUACAGGCUCGAAAAGAGGAGGAGAAGAAGAGGGAGAGUCACAAGCAGACCAUUCAUAAGGAGAAGCGGCGUCUGGCCAUCCGUAAUGCAGCGCAGCAGUGGGAGGGUGUCAGGGCCUGCCUGGAGCUGCCACCAACGAAUGGUGCUAAGGAAGAAGUUAGUCCAGAGAACAGCCCCGCCCACAGCCCCGCCCAAACCAAUGGCCUGGCACAGGAACCUUCUCCAGAUGAACCCAGACGGGUAAGCCCAGGUUCAGGACCAGAGCGACCAUCAGGGGGAACGGAGAUCAGACUUCGCACCAACAGCCGUCCAAACAGCCCACGAGAUCCCAAGCUUGUGGAGGCAGGGAGCGGCAGUGUUCAGAGCUUGUCCCUCUCUGACAGUCACCUGGCGGAGCUGGAUGGAGACACCCUGCGUUUGUUCGGACUCGGAGCCCUGGAGGCCCUGGAGAGGGGCUGGGGAGUUCAGACUGCUGGUGCUGUCACUGUAAUAACCUUCCGCUACAUCAACUUUGAUGCCAUUGUACCAACACUGCCGCGAAUAAGGGUCAAGUUCCCCAAUCUAUCGCACAUGAUCUUCUUGGAAACCAACAUCAGCCGUCUGCCCCAGCUGGCGGCCCUGGCUCAGGUGAGGCGUCUGGACCAGCUGACCAUCCACCCGGAGGGCAAUCCAGUGGUCAGUCUGGCUCUGUGGCGCUCCUUCGUCAUCUACCGCCUCCACCACUUCAACCUGCAGAGGAUCAACGGCCAGGAGGUGACCAUGAAUGAUGUGAUCGCUGCUGAGCGGGUGUUCGGGACACUGGGUCAUAUAGCAGCCACCGAAACUCCACGCUGCCGCCUCCUCCUUUUGCUCGAGGAGUCCAGAAAGCGCCAGCUGCAGUUCCUGUUGGACGGGCGUGGCCGGCGAGCAGGGCUGAGUCCGGAGGAGCUGCGAGACAAUGGGAAGCUACUAGGAGAAGGUCUGAGCAGAGCGCUGUUCAACUAUCCGAGUAGAGACUGCAGUGCAGACAGCCCUGAGGAGGGCACUGUGGAGUCAUCGGAGCGCGCUGCCAUGAUAGAGCAGUACCUCCAGGAGUUGGUCCAGAGGGCGUCGGACACCAAUCUGAAGGGCGAGGCUCUGCACAAGCUCUGGCCCUCCAUGUUUGCAGAGAUGGUGAGGGACUGUGUGUUGGAGAUGAGGGACCGAGCAGCCUUCCGCCAAGCCAGCCUUGCAAAGCUCACUGAGACUAAGUGAAGAGGACCAAAGGUUCACUCUUGGAGACACACACAAACACAAACACGUGGACACAGCUUGCCCGGGCGCCUCCAGGGUUCCAUCUCAAACUCCUCUAACCCCAAUCCUAACACAUCAUCACUUAGUGACCUAUCACUGACUACCAGUUAUUAAAGUCUUUGGAAACUGAAGGGUGUUUUCCCCCAGUGUGUGGGAAGCUCUUUCUUAAGCUGGGAUGUAGAUUGUUUUAAAGAUGAUCGUGACAAAAGCAUCUUGAUUGAAUGUAGAUUUUCACUGACAAACACACAGAUUGAUUCUUCAGUGCUCGGAGCUGUAACAUACUUGAAGGAAGUUAAGGGGACUUAUUGACUUGGUGCAUUAUGGUCCCUACGGAGCAUCCUGUGCACUUUAAAAGCCUUCUGAAUGACCCCUCCUCACCAUUACUGUCAUCAGCUGAAAGUGUCCGCUGUCUCUUUUGUCGAGACUCGAAUGAUUUUUCUGUGUCUUAAAUCUUGUUUCAUGCAUCCCUCACUUUCUCCUGCCUGACAUGAAAAGAAGGGCACAAAGGACUUUUCUUUGUUUACCACUGAUUUUCUGUAUUGUACUUAGUAUUAAAAUAUUCUGUACUAACACUCA
Messenger RNA from Acanthopagrus latus (yellowfin seabream), 3165 nucleotides. Its product is annotated as leucine-rich repeat-containing protein 49. The transcript is spliced from 19 exons. Gene Ontology annotation, molecular function: protein binding. Lineage: Eukaryota; Metazoa; Chordata; Actinopteri; Spariformes; Sparidae. The record is from RefSeq and is a predicted model, not a curated record. Bases 109 to 2550 code for a protein of 813 amino acids.